AUGAACCUAGAAGUCACAGAAAAAAAAAGAGGCCUAGGCAUCUCAAAACAAUGCAAGUUAUGUGGGAAAUUAGGACACAACAAGAGGAGCUGCAAGGGAGAAGUAGGAGGGAACUCCUCCUUGCCUGGGAGUGCAUCCCAAGCCAGUAGGACCACUAGAAGGGCAGCCAAGGAUGCUCAGCCAACAGUACACAGGGCACAACCAAGCUCUAAUGAUGAUGUGACCACAAGUGCACCUCCAACCCCCACUGAUAACCAAUCCAAUCGAAGACCAAAAAAACAGAGGAAGAGAAGUGCAGUCACUACUGAAACCUUGAAUGCAACUGGGAAUGCAGCAAGAUAUAUGGCAGCAAUGAGAUCUGCUAAAAGAUAGCAAACUGAAGCAGGACCUUUUUUUUGUUGUGCUAUAUGUUGAAGCACUCUUCAUAUAUUUAUGUAACUGCUAGAACAAUUGGCAUAUGUUUAUGGGCUGACCAAAUCCUUUUUUGUAUGAAUGUGCUUUGUCACAUAUUUUGUAAUUAUUGUGGUACACCAAAAACUACCAUUGGUGUUAAAUAUUUUGUAAUUAUU
Messenger RNA from Quercus robur (English oak), 569 nucleotides. RefSeq lists its product as uncharacterized. The transcript has 2 exons. NCBI's taxonomy places the organism in Eukaryota, Viridiplantae, Streptophyta, Magnoliopsida, Fagales, Fagaceae. The record is from RefSeq and is a predicted model, not a curated record. The coding region runs from base 1 to 372 and encodes 123 amino acids.